Messenger RNA from Akanthomyces muscarius, 1023 nucleotides. RefSeq lists its product as uncharacterized. The transcript is spliced from 2 exons. Gene Ontology annotation, molecular function: ATP binding; ATP hydrolysis activity. Gene Ontology annotation, cellular component: GET complex. The record is from RefSeq and is a predicted model, not a curated record. Lineage: Eukaryota; Fungi; Ascomycota; Sordariomycetes; Hypocreales; Cordycipitaceae. Bases 1 to 1023 code for a protein of 340 amino acids. Gene Ontology annotation, biological process: post-translational protein targeting to endoplasmic reticulum membrane.
AUGUCCUCCGCAGUCAUCUCGGCCGACGACGCCCUCGAGCCCUCGCUGCAGUCGCUGCUCGACCAGCGCUCCCUGCGCUGGAUCUUUGUCGGCGGCAAGGGCGGCGUCGGCAAGACGACGACGUCGUGCUCGCUCGCCAUCCAGCUCGCCAAGGUCCGCCGCUCCGUCCUGCUCAUCUCGACCGACCCCGCCCACAACCUCUCCGACGCCUUUUCCCAGAAGUUCGGCAAGGAGGCCCGCCUCGUCAACGGCUUCGACAAUCUCAGCGCCAUGGAGAUUGACCCCAACGGCAGCAUGCAGGACCUGCUGGCCGGCCAGGCCGAGCAGGACGACGUCAAUGCCAUGGGCGGCGGCAUGGGUGGCAUGAUGCAGGAUCUCGCAUUUGCUAUCCCCGGCAUCGACGAGGCCAUGUCCUUUGCCGAGGUCCUCAAGCAGGUCAAGUCGCUCUCCUACGAGACCAUCGUCUUCGACACGGCCCCCACCGGCCACACCCUGCGCUUCCUCCAGUUCCCCUCGGUCCUCGAAAAAGCCCUGGCAAAGGUCUCUCAGCUCUCCUCGCAGUACGGCCCGCUUCUCAACGGCUUUCUUGGCGCCGGCGGCCAGCUGCCCAACGGCCAGAACCUCAACGACAUGAUGGAGAAGCUCGAGUCGCUGCGCGAGACGAUUGCCGAGGUCAACACCCAGUUCAAGGACGCCGACCUCACCACGUUCGUCUGCGUCUGCAUCGCCGAGUUCCUCAGCCUCUACGAGACGGAGCGCAUGAUCCAGGAGCUCACCGGCUACGGCAUCGACACCCGCUCCAUCGUCGUCAACCAGCUGCUCUUCCCAAAGGCCGGCUCCGGCUGCGACCAGUGCAACGCCCGCCGCAAGAUGCAGACAAAGUACCUCGACCAGUACGAGGAGCUCUACGCAGAGGACUUCAACGUCGUCAAGAUGCCCCUCCUCGUCGACGAGGUCCGCGGCAAGGACAAGCUGGAAAAGUUUAGCGAGAUGCUCGUCCACCCCUACGUGCCACCGCAGUAG